GCUGAAAAAAUAACAUUUUGUCUGGACAAUGACUAUACAGAAGAUUUGCAUACAAUUGUCCUGGAUGUUCUUUGUCCAGCUCUAUAUGCAUUGUUCAGUGAAAAUCUUAAAUCAGUUUUAGAAACAUCUUUUGGUUCUGUUAAUAACUCUGUAUGGCAAGUGAUAGAAGCUUCAUCUCAACAAGGUGUUCUUUCUUCAGCGCUCAAUGAACUGACGGCAAAGGUCAACAAUGAACUGGCACUCAACGAGGGUGUAAUGAAGUUCAAUGCAUUUAUUUUCGGCCUGUUAAAUGUUGGAGGCUUGGACGCUUGGUUGAGCUAUAUGAGAACUCGCGAAUCUGUAUGGCAAAAAUACUAUAACCGGAACGCGCUAUUUGUCCGCGCCAAUUUUGGGUGCACCUUACACAGGGAUCUCGUGGAUCGUUUGAUUGCUUCCGCCAGACCUUUGGCCAAGUACAGGCCCGCUUUCGAUCCAUUGUACGAAUGUCGAAAACUCCACGAAAGCUUAUCCAACAUAAACAACCGGACGUCGUGGUUACUGAAAAAAACCGCGCGGACGUUGGAAAACGAAACUUCCAGGCCUAGGUCGUACGUCGAUUCAGCCGCUAAAACAACGGUAGACGUCGCGGGUACGGCUAGCAAACGUUGGAGUGGCGUGCACAUGGGUUCUAAGCUGGCAACGGCCUUCGAACGGCUGGACAAUAUUGACGAGAGGAUCCAACCGGAAACGACCGAGCUUUGCCACAGUAGCAGUGACGGCAUCAAGGAGACGCCCGUGAAAGGACAGCGGUUCAGACGGCUUCAGAUGAAAUGGGAGCUGCUUAGCACCAAGGACCUGACGUUAGACACCCCUGAUUUUGAUGGACCUCGGGGCGAGUCGACGAGCGCUAGGAGAGCCGCUGUCAAGUCACGCAUACCACGGCCAGUUUUAUCGCCGGUCCAACAACCUGGUCCCGAUGCAUUCAGCAACAGUAAGCGUCCGAUGACGGCCACUUACAGAGCCGAUUCCCCGACAUCACCGUCUGGCAAUACCAACAAUAAAAUCGAACACACUUCUAACAGAAUUAGAAAACCGCCGCCAGCGUCCGCUUCGAAAGCUACACGACCCAGCAGCUUAUCGCAUAGGACGACGACGACGACGACCUGUAGGGGGGAGCCCGUUCGUUACGUGCGGACCCUUUCACACCGGCUGUCGGCCGACAACGGACAUUUGUCUUUCAACGAAGGAGAGAAGUUGCAGCUCGUCCUGGACGUGGACGACAAAUGGAUACUUUGUUGUCGCGGUGCGCGCAAAGGUCUUGUGCCCAGGUCAUCCGUACUGAUGGUUUCUAAGUGAGACUCGCCGGUGGUUGUCGUGUAUAGUGGCCGCCCGGCACAUUCCGCAAUGAUAUUAUUAUAAUAAUCGACUUUGAUUAUAAUUGCGCGUUUAAUUUAUCGUCUAUUAAUAUGUUUCUCUUUCGUUUUUAAUGGUCUCAUUUUCCUUGUAUUUUGUGUUUAUUUCCGUGUAUAGAGUACUACUACGAUAAUAUUAUGUAUAUUUUUUUUGUUUUUGUUUAAUAUGUUUUGCAAACUAUUACAUUAAUAUUGACCGACGGUUCGUGAUUAUGGGAUAGUGUUAUGAUGUUGUGUGCAUAUCAUAAUAAUAUAGGCGUCCAAGCGCAAUCGUCGAUUUGCUGCUUUGUUUGUUUUUCUUGAUUAUUUUUUUGUUUUGUUUUUUUAUUCUUAACAAUUUAUACCAGUCUUUUUUUUCUUUUUACGAAAUGAAAUUCGCACUUUACAAAAAAUAAAACUAUUAUCCGCAGUCGCACUUAUGUGGGGGGACGUGUCGUUAGGUGCUUUUUAUGAUAUGUUGUCGUGUUGUGUUGUUCUUGUGCACUGUGAAAAAUUAAUUUUUAUGUUCUUAUAAAUCAUGCAAAUAUUUGUUAUUCAAACACAUAGCCCUUCUUGUAAUUUUAACUAAAUUUCUUAUACAUACCUAAUAAGUAAUAGGUAUGUAUAUAUUAAUAUAUAUUCUAGUUACAAGAGUCGAUGCCUUAUUUAUAAUGCUUAUUUACAAGAAAACUACUUUUUGUAAUAAAAAAAAAAAAAAGUAAAAGUAUUACUAUUACAUUAAUACUUAGAUUAUAGAACAUAUCUUUUAUUUUUACAACAUUUUUCUACUAUUGUUUUGUUUUGUUUUUUAAAUUUUAAUUGACGUUGAGACCUUGUUUGUUCGGCUCUUGCGCAACAGAUUUGAACAAAAAAGGUCUCAACAUGUGUGUCGAAUGACCCAUGUCCUAUAUACUGGACGUCGUAUGUCUUACUAUCCACUGUGCUCUUGUAUAUCCCCAAGCUUAAUAUUUGAAAAUAAUUAUUCCUUCAUUUAAGCAAAAAAAUAGCUUUGAUUAAUAUUAUGUUGCUUUAUAUAAGUAUAAGGUUUAUGAUAUCAUAUUAUGUUGUAAAUUAUCAUUUUUUUUUUAUUUCUAUCAUAUUUCAGUUUAUAGACUUUAAUCAUAGGUCCUUUAAGAUUUUAUUUUUGUUAUUUUUUGUUUAAUUAAACAAAUAAGACUGCUUUUAAACACUUGGUAUUUUUA
Rhopalosiphum maidis (corn leaf aphid) is the source of this 2572-nucleotide messenger RNA. RefSeq lists its product as uncharacterized. Lineage: Eukaryota; Metazoa; Arthropoda; Insecta; Hemiptera; Aphididae. Gene Ontology annotation, molecular function: protein binding. The record is from RefSeq and is a predicted model, not a curated record. The coding region runs from base 256 to 1335 and encodes 359 amino acids. The transcript has 7 exons. Gene Ontology annotation, cellular component: cytoplasmic vesicle.